CGGAACCUCCCGGAACCGUCCGGAACCGCCCGGAACAUCCGGCUGUAGCUGCUCAACAUAAACAGAAAUGGCGGAGGCAGCAGCAGCAGCGUCUACGGCGCCCACAGCAGGAUCAGGAGGCUGGACCAAACACGUAACCUGCCGAUACUUCCUGCACGGUCUUUGCAAAGAAGGAGAGAACUGUCGGUAUUCUCAUGACCUGACCAGCAGCAACCCUGCAGGCAUGAUGUGCAAGUUCUUCCAGAAGGGCAACUGCGUGUUCGGGGACCGUUGCAGGUAUGAACACAGUAAACCCGUAAAGAAAGAAGAGCUGCCGAGCUCCCAGACGCUGCCACCGCCCUCCGCCUCCCUGGCCGGCCCGUCGGAGCCCGAGCCCAGCGGGCCACCGCCGGCCCAGGGGUCGCAGGACUGGGUCAACGCUGCAGAGUUCGUUCCAGGACAGCCAUACUGUGGACGAGCUGAGCCAGCGAAGGCGGAGACCUCGGGCCCUCUCAUCGAGGAGUUGGACAGCGACGCAGCCGGGGACGGCAAAGAUCUGAGGAAGCAGCUCUGUCCAUACGCCGCGUCGGGAGAGUGCCGCUACGGCAUCAACUGUGCCUAUCUCCAUGGCGACGUGUGUGACAUGUGCGGCCUCCAGGUCCUCCACCCCACCGACAACAGCCAGCGCUCAGAGCACACCAAGGCGUGCAUCGAAGCUCACGAGAAAGACAUGGAGAUUUCUUUUGCCAUCCAGCGCAGCAAGGACAUGAUGUGCGGCGUGUGCAUGGAGGUCGUGUUCGAGAAGACCAACCCCAGCGAGCGCCGCUUCGGCAUCCUGUCCAACUGCAACCACUGUUACUGUCUCAAGUGCAUCCGCAAGUGGAGGAGCGCCAAGCAGUUCGAGAGCAAAAUUAUCAAGUCUUGUCCAGAGUGUCGAAUCACUUCCAACUUCGUCAUCCCCAGCGAGUACUGGGUGGAGGAUAAGGAGGACAAACAGAAGCUCAUCCAGAAGUACAAGGAUGGCAUGAGGAACAAGCCGUGCCGGUACUUUGACGAGGGCCGUGGAACCUGCCCGUUCGGCUCCAACUGCUUCUACAAACACGCCUUUCCUGACGGACGCCUGGAGGAAGCUCAGCCUCAGCGCCGGCAGACCGGGUCCAACAGCAGGAACCGGAACUCGCGGCGGACGCCCCUGUGGGACCUCCUGGACGAGCGGGAAAGCACGGACUCGUUUGACAACGAGGACGAGGAGAUGGUGACGUUCGAGCUGAGCGAGAUGCUGCUGAUGCUGCUGGCCGCGGGGACCGACGACGACGUCACCGACUCGGAGGACGAGUGGGACUUGUUUCACGAGGAGCUGGACGAUUUCUAUGAGAUUUACCUAUAGCAGCCCCCCCCCCACGCCCCAUCCCCCCCCGUAUUUACUAGACACUAGAAUGGACUGUCUUGUGUGAGUGGACAGUAGCUUCCCUGUAUCGUGGCAGUGCCUUUAGGCAGGCCGGUAAUAAAUGAACUUAUAAAGAUUAAAAAUCAAUAAAAAAAAAUCCAGUGCACUCGUGCUAAACAUUUUAUAGACAUCUAUCCUUGUGAGUCUUUCCUGUGCAGUUCUGUUCAAAUGAAAAACUCAAUAUAAGAUUUAACAAAAUGGACUUUAAGAUAUUCUUAAUAAACUUUGUGGAGUUUGUGUGUGGGUGUGGGUGUGGGUGUGACCCGGCUCCACCUGCCGGGGGUUUGUACUGCUGACUGGGUGGAGGUGGCCCCUGAUGGCCCCUGAUGGCCCCCGCCCCGGCCCCCCGGCCCCCACCCUCUACUGUAAUCCUGACGGGACUCUCUGAAGGCCGGAACUUCUCUCCUCUUGUUUAUGAAAGCUGCUGAUUGCCAAUAUAUUGUGCUGAUGUUUAAUAAAAUGACA
This is a messenger RNA of Cololabis saira (Pacific saury), 1891 nucleotides long. RefSeq names its product makorin, ring finger protein, 1 (gene mkrn1). The transcript has 8 exons. Gene Ontology annotation, molecular function: ubiquitin protein ligase activity; metal ion binding. Gene Ontology annotation, biological process: protein polyubiquitination. The record is from RefSeq and is a predicted model, not a curated record. Lineage: Eukaryota; Metazoa; Chordata; Actinopteri; Beloniformes; Belonidae. The coding region runs from base 68 to 1366 and encodes 432 amino acids.